AUGACUAAAAAACGUUACAAUGCGAUUGCACGCACAAAUCCAACUGUAGAAAUUGACAAUUCAGUUAAAAAGAUUCAGGUUGAAAAUGGAAGCUCUAAAGCAACUUAUGAUGCAUGUAAUGAAUUUGCUAUUCCAGCAGAAAAAAGAAAAACUAAAAAAAUCGACAAGAAAAAAACAGUCACACCGUUUCUAUCUAAGAAACGUAGAAAACAGCUGGAAAAAAUUGUUGAACGUAAAGAAAAAAAGCUACAGAGAGCUGAUUUAUUGAAAAACUUAGCAGAAGUUCAAGCAUCACCUGGAGAGCUUGAGCAGUAUAUGUCAAUUACGGCAAUCCAAACAAAAGGACUUAAAAGACACUUUCAAGAACUCAAUGCUCCUUCAUCAAAAACUAAAGACAGAAUUAAUAUUUUAGAAGAAGCAAAAUCAAUUCCGAAUGCCAUAAAGGGUAGUAAGAAAAGACGUAUGGAAUUAUUAGGUAGUGAAUUAAAACAACAAGCAUCAUCCGAUCCUAAUAUUGUUGGUUUUGAGGAAGAAACUGACAGUGAUGAAUCCAGCGAUGAUGAAAAUAUUGAAGCAGAAGAAGAAAUAAAAGAAGAAGAAAUUAGCGAAAAAAUAGAUCCAGAAAUUCCAAUUGUGGAGAAAAUUAUUGAUAAAAAUAUCAAUACAGCUAAAAUUAAAAGUGAUGAAAAAUCUAUAGAAGAUAAAACCAAGCCAACUAAGCCCGUGAAAAUAAUCUACGAAACGAUAGACCGUAAGCCAGCAGUUUUCGUUCCUGUAGAUCGUAAACCAGAAAUACAAGAGGAGCGAUUAAAACUUCCUGUACUAGAAGAAGAGCAGCGUAUAGUCGAGGCAAUAAACGAAAAUAACGUUGUAAUAAUAACUGGUGAAACAGGAAGUGGUAAAACAACGCAAGUACCGCAAUUUUUGUACGAAGCUGGGUAUGCUAGAACCAAAAUGAUCGGUAUAACUGAACCGAGAAGAGUCGCUGCCAUGUCUAUGAGUAAGCGUGUCGGUGAAGAAAUGAAUUUGGGGACUAAUAUAGUCUCAUAUUUAAUAAGAUUCGAGGGUAAUGUUACGCCUGAAACUAAAAUAAAGUUCAUGACUGACGGUGUUUUAAUGAAGGAAGUUCAGAAUGAUUUUCUGCUAACCAAAUACUCUGUUAUUAUUUUGGACGAAGCUCACGAGCGCAGCGUUUAUACCGAUAUCCUUAUUGGUUUAUUAUCGCGAAUUGUACGUUUAAGGGAAAAAAAGGGCGAUCCAUUAAAAAUAAUAAUCAUGUCGGCUACAUUGCGUGUCGCAGAUUUUGUCGAUAAUCCAAGACUUUUUAAAGUUAAACCUCCGGUUAUUAAUGUCAAAGCACGGCAAUUUGACGUUCAAAUACACUUUGAAAGAAGAACUAGUCAUAAUUACGUGCAAGAUGCAGUCAAAAAAGCUAUUAAAAUUCACACCCGCUUGCCUGAAGGUGGCAUUCUUAUUUUCUUGACCGGUCAACACGAAGUUAAUACAGUUGUUCAAAAAUUACGCAAAGCAUUUCCUUAUAAGAAGAAAAAAUGGGAAGCCACUAAGGCUCCCGUGAAAGACAGUGACUCCAAAAACGAUGAUAGUGACAGUAAUGAGGAUGAAGCAGAAGAAGACAUCAAUGCCAAGAAUGCGUUCCGUCGGAUAAAAAAUAAACGAAAAUUAAAAGCAAUAAACUUACCUAGAAUAAACCUUGAUAGUUACUCGGCAGUUCCAACGGAUGACACUCAAGAAUAUUCCUUCGAUUUAGACGGCAAUGAUGAUGACGACUUGGACUUGGACGAAGAUGAAGAUCAAGAUGAUGAAGAUAUUUUAGAAUUGAAUAGUCACUCGGACUCGCAGCCAAUGUGGGUUCUACCGCUGUACUCGUUGCUUCCUGCUCACAAACAGGCAAAAAUAUUCGAAGCUAUUCCCGAAGGCUGUCGACUUUGCGUGGUAUCGACCAACGUUGCCGAAACUUCGCUAACUAUUCCACGAAUAAAAUACGUGAUAGACAGCGGUCGUUGUAAAGUCCGUUUGUAUGAUAAAAUCACUGGAGUUACGACAUUUAGAGUUGGCUAUACAAGUCAAGCUGGAGCAGAACAGCGAGCUGGAAGAUCUGGUAGAACGGGUCCAGGUCAUUGUUAUCGGCUCUACUCUUCCGCUGUUUUCAAUAAUGAUUUUGAAAAGUUCAGCGAACCAGAAAUACGACGCAAACCAGUCGAUGAUCUUUUAUUACAGAUGAAAGUUAUGAAAAUUGAUAAAGUUGUUAACUUUCCAUUUGUAACAGCACCUGAUAUUAUUCAAUUGAAGUCUGCUGAAAAACGUCUCUGUAUUUUGGGGGCUUUAGAACAAGUAACGCGGCCAGAACACUUGGAAAGUUAUUGUGCUAAAGUAAGUCCACUUGGUAAAAGUAUUGCUGUGUUUCCCGUAGCACCACGGUACGGAAAAAUGUUGGCGUUAUCUCAGCAGCAGGACCUUUUAAAGUUUACUAUCAGUAUGGUAUCCGCGUUGUCAGUUCCGGAACUGCUGAUAGAGUCGCUCGGUUCUGAGGGUGAAACUAAGAAAAAGUGGUUGUUAAAGCGACGCAGCUGGGCUAAAACUGGUAAUAGUUUACUUCUUGGUGAUCCAAUGGUGCUCAUCCGAGCUGUUGGGGCUGCUGAGUUUGCACAAUCUCAGGGUAAAAUGGUGAAAUUUUGUGAAGAAAAUGGGCUGAAUAUAAAAGCAAUAACAGAAAUUCGAAAAUUGCGCCAGCAACUUUCUAAUGACAUUGCGUUGAAUAUUCCUGAACUAGACUUGACAAUCGAUCCCAACAUGGCACCACCAACCGAUUUGCACGCUAAAUUACUCCGUCAGAUACUCCUAGCUGGUAUGGCGGAUCAUGUUGCGAAAAGAGUGGAUCCUGAUGAAAUAAAAGAGGAUCAAGAUAAAGCUAAAUGGCGACAUGCUUACAGAACUUUGGAAAUGGAAACUCCUGUUUUCAUGCACUCGUGUAGUGUUUUGAGGAAAGAAAAACCUGAGUGGGUGGUUUAUCAGGAAAUUUAUGAAACAAAUAAAAUUUAUAUGAGAGGUGUUACUGCUAUUGAACCAGAAUGGCUUCAUAAGUUUGCACCGACUCUAUGUCGCAUGAGUGAACCUCUUGAUGACCCGGCUCCUACCUACGACUCUCAAACAGGAAAAGUUUUUUGUCAUAUGAGUGGGACGUUCGGUCGCGCUGCUUGGCAAUUGCCAACUAUGAAACUAGAAUACCCACUGAAUGUUAAUGGAGUCAAAUGUUUUGCAAGAUUCUUUCUUGAAGGCAAAGUCUGUCCAAAAUUAGAACAAUUCGUUGGUUCGUUACUGGGUACUCCUAGUAGUAUAAACAAGUCUUGGGCUGCAGUACUUACCAGGACAACUGCUAUUACCAAUGCUUUACUAAGUAAAGAAGUUAUGUCAAAAGAUAAAUUAUUGGAAGCGUGGAAAGAAGAUAAAUUCUUUUUGUUGGACGCUUAUAAAAAAUGGUUGCCAGAAUCAGCACACUCGGAUGUAGAAAAAAUAUGGCCGCCUAUAUAA
Cotesia congregata is the source of this 3549-nucleotide messenger RNA. Lineage: Eukaryota; Metazoa; Arthropoda; Insecta; Hymenoptera; Braconidae. The record is from the annotation of a GenBank genome assembly.